AUGUCCCAGGCGCCUCGGGGCAAGGUCCCAUACAUCGAAUUCACUCCGAACGGGCAAGAUAGACCUUUAGCACUGGGUGACUCUUCUCUUAUUAUCCAGCAUCUUGUGGAUAACAAUAUCUGUGAAGACCUGAACGAGUCACUACCACCCGCUGCAAGAUCCCAUGACAUGGCUCUAAGGGCUUUGUUUGAGGAGAGAUUGUACUUUUAUCAAAGUAUGGAGCGGUGGCACGACAACUACGAGACGAUGAGAUCCGGGGUGAUGGGCGCAAUUCCUUGGCCAAUUCAACCUCUGAUCGGGCUGCUGGCCUAUCGUGGUCUAACUCGAACGCUGGACGGACAAGGCACUGGGAGGUUUACGAGUGCCGAAGUUGCCAGCUUUCGGCAUGAUGUCUGGGACAAUGUCAAUGCGUUGUUAGCCGAGCCACGCCUCACAGUGCCUAGCCCAAAUGCACCAUUCUGGAUAUUGGGCGGUUCAGAGCCUUCAGAGGCCGAUGCUCCGGCCUUAGCUCCGGAUACUCAAAGAGUCAUUCGAAGCUACCCAGUGCUAGUUGACUACGCGAAGAGGAUCCAUGAGCACUACUUCAGCGAAUAUCAACUUUGGGAAGACGACAUGUAA
This is a messenger RNA of Colletotrichum aenigma, 618 nucleotides long. RefSeq lists its product as uncharacterized. Bases 1 to 618 code for a protein of 205 amino acids. The record is from RefSeq and is a predicted model, not a curated record. Lineage: Eukaryota; Fungi; Ascomycota; Sordariomycetes; Glomerellales; Glomerellaceae. The transcript is spliced from 3 exons.